Messenger RNA from Eurypyga helias (sunbittern), 1754 nucleotides. RefSeq names its product trafficking protein particle complex 11 (gene TRAPPC11). Lineage: Eukaryota; Metazoa; Chordata; Aves; Eurypygiformes; Eurypygidae. The transcript has 16 exons. The annotation marks the transcript as partial. The record is from RefSeq and is a predicted model, not a curated record.
AGGACAUCCUACGAAUGGUAUAUUCCAAAAGGAAUCCUGAAGACUGGUUGGAUGAACAAACACCUGAAUUUGGUUCCAGCGCUUGUUGUGGUGUUCUAUGAACUAGACUGGGAUGAGCCACAGUGGAAAGAAAAACAGUCGGAAUGUGCUACUCGAGUUGAAAUUGUCAGGCAAAGUUUGCAGGGAAGAAAUACGAAAGUUGCUGUGGUUUUGAUUCAGAAAAAAACACCAUUACCUCCAGGGGAAGAUGUUAUUGCAUCAGAGAGGGCAGCGGCUUUAUGUAAUGCCUGUGACCUUUCUGGAAAAUCCCUCUUCGUACUUCCACACACUGAUCACCUUGUUGGUUAUAUUAUAAGGUUGGAAAACGCUUUCUAUGAGCAUGCACAGACUUACUAUUACACAGAAAUACGAAGAGUUAAAUCUCAUAAGGAGUUCUUGAACAAAACCACUCAUCAGCUUUUAUUUGUCAGACACCAGUUCAAAAUAGCGUUCUUCAGUGAGCUGAAACAGGAUACCCAGAAUGCUCUCAAAAAUUACAGAACUGCCUAUAAUCUUGUGCAUGAAUUGAGGGCUCACGAAACAAACAUGCUGGAAAUCAAGACCAUGGCAGGAUUCAUAAACUACAAGAUCUGUCGCCUCUGUUUCCAGCAUAAUACUCCACUGGAUGCAAUUGCUCAGUUCAGAAAACACAUUGACUUGUGCAAGAAAAAAAUAGGCAGUGCAGAACUGGCCUUUGAGCACGCUGCCUGGAUGUCCAAACAGUUUCAGGCUUUUGGUGACUUGUUUGAUGAAGCGAUUAAGCUGGGAUUGACAGCAAUUCAAACUCAGAAUCCAGGUUUCUAUUACCAGCAGGCAGCCUACUAUGCACAGGAACGGAAACAACUAGCAAGUAUGCUUUGUAACCAUGAUUCCUCUGUGGUAUAUCCCAGUCCGGAUCCCCUGGAAACGCAAACUGGAGUGCUUGACUUCUAUGGGCAAAGACCAUGGCGGCAGGGAAUAUUAAGCUUUGAUCUUUCUGAUCCUGAAAAGGAAAAGAUGGGGAUUCUAGCCCUACAGUUGAAAGAGAAGAAUGUCCUUCACUCGGAGCUAAUAAUCACCUUGCUGAGUAAUGCUGUUGCACAGUUCAAGAAAUACAAAUGCCCAAGAAUGAAAAGUCAUUUGAUGGUUCAAAUGGGAGAAGAAUAUUACUACGCUAAAGAUUAUGCCAAAGCUUUGAAGCUCUUGGAUUAUGUUAUGUGUGAAUAUCGCAGUGAAGGAUGGUGGACUCUUCUCACUUCCAUCUUGACGACAGCUCUCAAAUGUUCCUAUCUGAUGGCUCAGCUGAAAGACUAUAUAACGUACUCUUUAGAGCUACUGGGCAGAGCAUCUACUCUGAAAGAUGACCAGAAAUCUCGAAUAGAAAAGAAUCUGAUAAAAGUUCUAAUGAAUGAAAGCCCUGAUCCUGAACCCGAUUGCGACACUGCUGCUGUGAAAGCAUCACAGAAACUCUGGGCUGACCGUGUUUCCUUGGCAGGCAGUAAUGUUUUUACAAUAGAAGUCCAAGAUUUUAUACCGUUUGUGCAGUGCAAAGCAAAAUUUCUUGCUCCUAGUUUUCAUGUUGAUGUUCCUGUGCAGUUUGACGUAUACUUGAGAGCUGACUGUCCUCAUCCUAUCAGGUUUUCUAAGCUCUGCAUCAGUUUCAAUAAUCAGGUAACUGUGUUCUAUCUAUCUCUGACCUAGUGAUAGAAGCUUAUCAUAAGAAUAAUAUCUACUAG